Molecule: messenger RNA, 1000 nt
Organism: Hyla sarda
Lineage: Eukaryota; Metazoa; Chordata; Amphibia; Anura; Hylidae
Exons: 2
Coding region: 33-998 (321 amino acids)
Source: RefSeq, a predicted model, not a curated record
AGUUUCUGGACAAAUUUCAUCGCUAUCUGCGGAUGACCCCUUCGAGCUUUGAUAUGUUAUUGGAGCUUGUUUGUGACGACAUCCAGUGCCAGGAUACGCACCUCCGGAUUGCAGUGUCGCCAGAACAGCGCCUUGUGGUGACCCUCAGAUUUUUGGCCAGUGGAGAGACCUUCUCAUCUCUCCAUUACCAAUUCCGAAUGGGAAAAUCCACCAUAUCAAAAUUUGUUCCAGAAACAUGUGAGGCUAUAUGGCGGAACCUUCAGCCCCAGUAUCUCCCGGAACCUACCACCUCUAUGUGGAAUGUAGCAGCAGAGGGUUUUUGGAGACAUGCCAACAUUCCGAAUUGUGUAGGGGCCCUGGAUGGCAAACAUGUCCGGAUCAAGAAGCCAUGUAAAAGUGGAUCAGUCUUUUUCAAUUACAAAAAGUAUUUCUCAAUAAUCCUUAUGGCAAUAUGUGAUGCCACUUAUAAAUUCAUGGCAGUAGACAUUGGGGCCUAUGGUCAAAACAAUGAUGCCAGGGUUUUCAAGGAAUCUAAUUUGGGUAAAGCCCUGUAUGCUGGCACCUUUAUGAUCCCUGAGCCCAAACCAUUACCUGGCACUGAUGGACCUGCCCUGCCCCAUAUAAUCGUGGCUGAUGAGGCAUUUCAGAUGUCUAAAAAUUUACUAAAGCCAUACUCUGGGAGGAGGCUUAAUCCACAGAGGCGUAUCUUUAAUUACCGCUUAACGCGUGCUCGCAGAUAUGUUGAGUGUUCAUUUGGGAUUCUUACAAACAAAUGGCGGAUACUUACAACCAGCAUCCAAGUGAAGCCAGAAUCUGUGGACAAGAUCAUCCAAGCUUGUGUAGUACUACAUAAUUUCUUGAUAAAUAUGGAGCCCUCGGGAAUACCCACAAUGGAAGAAAUAUGUGAAUUUAAUCUACCCGGAAUGGAACCAUGUCCAGUUAGAUCCACUAUGUCUCUCAUGCAUAUACGGGAUCAAUUUUCUAACUAUUUAAACUAAGA